AUGGCCGCCACAGGCACACCCUCCAUACCAACGCCACUGACGGCAGCACACCCGUCGACCGCAACGCUAUCGCGCAACGACAUCGAGUCCCUCCUCGGCGAAACGUCCAACCCCACCGACCCCUCGCAGCUCCAACGCGACCAGGCCUACUUUGAGGCCUUCUUCCACUCCCUGCCUCAGGUCAGGCAGCUCUACCACCAGCAUGCACAGCUCUUGCGGCAGAACGAGGACAAAGCCAGACAAAACACCGCAUUGCAGCAGCCGCUAGAGGCACUCCGGGCAGAGACGCAGCAGCUGUUUGACCGCGCUACAGCCCUUCAGGCACAGUGGCCCCAGCUCGAGGCCGAGAUGAACGAGUUGUACAAGCGCUUCUCGCCCUCCUCGCUGCACUUCCACCUCGCCCAGUCGGCGACAAAACUUAACGAUCGGUCCGAGCAACUGGCCAACGCCUACGUCGAAGGUCUGCCGUACCCCGUCGGAGACGACGCCAGCAGCGCCAACCAGUCGGUCGAACAGGUCCUUGAUGACGUCACCUUUGUCAGAAGGUACAAGGCGCAGCGCAUGCUCUAUCACCGCCGCAAGCUCAUCGCCGAACGUUCAUCAAAGGGCGACGUACAUUGGACAGAUUGA
Messenger RNA from Pseudozyma flocculosa PF-1, 630 nucleotides. RefSeq lists its product as uncharacterized. Gene Ontology annotation, biological process: protein targeting to membrane; ubiquitin-dependent protein catabolic process via the multivesicular body sorting pathway; protein targeting to vacuole. The coding region runs from base 1 to 630 and encodes 209 amino acids. The transcript has 4 exons. The record is from RefSeq and is a predicted model, not a curated record. NCBI's taxonomy places the organism in Eukaryota, Fungi, Basidiomycota, Ustilaginomycetes, Ustilaginales, Ustilaginaceae. Gene Ontology annotation, cellular component: ESCRT I complex.